Messenger RNA from Corticium candelabrum, 1561 nucleotides. RefSeq names its product growth arrest-specific protein 7-like. The transcript is spliced from 16 exons. Lineage: Eukaryota; Metazoa; Porifera; Homoscleromorpha; Homosclerophorida; Plakinidae. Gene Ontology annotation, cellular component: cytoplasm; plasma membrane; actin filament. Gene Ontology annotation, molecular function: actin filament binding. Gene Ontology annotation, biological process: actin filament polymerization; neuron projection morphogenesis. The record is from RefSeq and is a predicted model, not a curated record. The coding region runs from base 24 to 1412 and encodes 462 amino acids.
CAAAAGGUUGGUAGGUUGCGUCGAUGUGCGAAGUCGUCCACGUUCUGUACGAUUACUUGCCGUCUGACCAGCCGCAUGCACUGAAAUUGGCUGCAGGAGAAAUUGUUCGAGUAGCUGAACGGUCAGACGACGGUUGGUGCCUAGGAACUGUGGGAAAUCAUCAGUUGGAACGUACUGGAUGGUUCCCUGCUUCCUAUGCUGCCGUCAUACAAGGCGUGCAACUACAAGCUGGUGAAUAUGUAGACCAAGCAGUUAGAGCUGUAUUGUCAAGUGGCCAUGGAGAUCAGAAGUUGUAUUAUACAAACGUCAACACAAAUGAGACUAGCUGGCAACUCCCUAUUAUGAAAUCAGAAGCUCAACAAACUCCUAGAGCACGAAACGAUAUUCAGGAACACAUUGCCAAAGCUAAAGGAGAAGUUGCAUCUACUAGUUCUACUGAUAAGAUAAGUGAACAAGUUGUCUUGAGAAAGAAAUCCGUGACGUCAGAAUCUCAGAAACAGGAAACUAUUGUAUACACACAUCAUUCUGUAACCUUCAAUGCUGGCCACAGUUCGCAGAGUCAGACGUUGCUGAGUCCAGACAGAAUGAGCUAUGUUGACUACUUUUGGAGUGACAAGGGAGAUGAGACUGGAAUAGACAUUUUAGUGGGGAGACAUAUUAAGGGAAAGCUUGCAGUGAAGGAUAUGGCUAGCUUUAUGCGUGAACGAGCUGCACUUGAGGAGGCGUAUGCACGAAGUUUGUCAAAGUUAGCAAAUACAGUAUUCCUAGCUGCAGACCACUCCGAUGGAACUGUUGAAAAAGCAUGGAGUAGUAUGAAGAAGAGUCUUCAGGAAGAAUCUUCGUAUCGGUCCGCAUUUGCUGAGAAAUUGCUGCAUGAGGUUGAGCAGCCGAUGUUGAAAUUCAAAGAUGGACAAAAGAAGGAAAGAAAAUCGUUUGCAGCUCUUCUUGCUGAGGGAAGGAAACAGUUGACUUCCAAGUAUGCUACUGCUCAAAGGGCCAGGGCAGGAGUUGCAGCAAAACAGCGUGAAUUGGAAAGCAGGUCAGCUAUAAUGGGCGACUUGGAAGAUGAUAAAAGGCAGAGUGAAAUUAGAAAAGCAAAACGGAAGUCUGUCAGUGCAGAAGAGAGUCUUAGAACAUCUGUCUUUGCCUACAAUGAGGUGCAAAACAAGUGGGUUGAAAACAUGGUAGAAGCCUGCAAGGCAUUUGAGGCUGCAGAAAAUGACAAAGCAGAUUUCUUGAAAUCAAAGAUGGGAAAGUAUGGAGAGCUCAUAAGAAUUGCGAACAUUUCAUCCAUAAAGUCUUGCGACAAAAUGAUGGCAACUGUGCAAGACAUCGACCCACAACAUGACCGUGAGAUAUUUAUUCGGGCAAGUGCUACAGGUUCAAAGCGGCCCACUGAUCUGCAGUUCUAAAUUUGCCUACAUGUGUGUUGAAUUCACUCUGCUGACAGCUUACACUUGGUUAUUCUAAAUUUGACAAAACAUCUGUAUUCCAUAGCUGCAGUGUUACACAACCAUUUGCAGUUAGUUACCUAUGCAAUCUUGUGAUUUUUGUAGGUCAA